AUCACUGGGCGGAGAACGUCUCGAACCUUGAGGGGAAUGGAGGCAAAAUGGGGUUCCGCCCGAAUAGGUGUGCAAAAUAAAGUCGCCAGUGAGUAAAGAGCCACAUUAAUAUAGGUUGGGUAUCGGAGUUGGAUUGUGCUCCAAGACAGCAGGUGUCGCUAUUGUAACGAAGUACAUCGUCCACGGUUUAAGGAUCCACAUUAUUUUUAAGCCGGUAGAAUUAGACAGAUUUCAACUAAAAUGUAUAAAAGCAACAUCUAGACUGUCGCAAUAACGUGUAAUAUGUCUAAACUACAGCUGUUAAAUGUAUUUGUUACCGAGCGUUUGUCUGCGGCUGCUGUGGAGAUAUUUGGGGCGGUGGAGAAGACCAUCGCAGUGUACCAGGAAGAAAUAUUUCGUGCAGCCGAAGAGAACGUCCGUCUACGGAAGCUGUUGGACAUGAGUAUCAAGCCAGAAACACAAUUACACAGCGAAGACCUCCAGCUUCUCACUCCAGUUGUUCCGCCAGAGCAGCAGAACUGUGAGCAGGAGUGGAGCUCCAGUCUAGGGCAGGAAGGCCCAGAGCUCAAACACAUAAAGCAGGAACAACAAAAGUUGAGACACAAUCAGAAGGACAAUCCCCAGCCCACACAUCUUCACCAAAACCAAACUGAGGAUGACAGAGAGUGUGGUGAUCUACUUAUCAUCAAAACAGAAGAGUUUCAAAUAGAACUUGAUAGAGAGAGCUAUGGCACACCAGAAACAACAAGUGAUCCGGCCCCCUCUGUUAAUCCAGAAGGCCCUGCAUCAGCGGAGAAACCAUAUCGGUGUAAACAAUGUGGUAAAGGCUUCACCCGCAUGGGCCACUUGACUAUUCAUUUAAGGAUACACACAGGAGAGAAACCUUAUCAGUGUAAAGACUGUGGUAAACGUUUCAACCGGAAGCAUGACUUAGGCAGACAUGCAAGAGUACACACAGGGGAGAAGCCAUGUCAGUGCAAAGAUGGUUACAGAGCCUGUAAACGAAAGAUGGACUUGACAUUGAAUAUGAGAUCUCAUACAGGAGACAGAACAUAACCGUAAUGUAUGCAGAAAAACUUAAGCUAUUUAAGAUAUCAGCUUGUUCACAGGGAAGAGACCCCACUAAUGAUAUGAAUGGGGCAAAGGUUUUAGUUUGAAAGGAGGCUUAGUGUCACACAAAAGCAAAUACAUAGUCCUGCAAUGAGCAUGGUAAAUGUUUCAGCCAAAAUUGAACCCUGAGAGAAGCAAUGAUAUGCUUCAUCAUUGUGAAUUUUUUGUUGAUUCCAACUUAUGUUCUGACAAAAUAACUAUGACUUGUUUUCUGUCAAAAUGAGCCGUUUCUGUAGAGGCGACAAUAAUGUGAAACACAUUUAUAAUAUUGAUUUACCGUUGUGCUUUCAGGAAGGCAAUGCUACUAUGUCUAGCAGAGAGCAUACACAUCAAUAUUUUCUUGGCUUGAAUUUAAAUUGUUUUAGAAUUACAGAACAUAUUGGCCAAUAUCUUACAUCUGUACUGAUAGCUACAUGUUAGAAUAUUGAACUAACCUAUUAAUUAAAUACCAUUAUAUACACUAGUCUCCAGAUUUGGGUCCUCUUAGUAAAACAAAAAAGGCUAUAUAAAUAAACAGUUUUAUGAGCUUGAUCUAACCUUCAAAUUGUAAGAGAACUUUACUCUUUUAUUGAGAUAUGUCACAACUCACAAGGAAGGAGACGGGCACAGAGGUUGAGGUGUCUUUUAAUGAGAACAAAAAAAAGAAAGAACCAAACAAAAACAGCGUGCCAAGCACUACAAAACUCACUCAUGACAUGCAUACACGAACAAUGACUGACAAGGACUGGGAGAACAUGGCUGAACUAAAUACAGUCUAUGAGGAGAACUGAAACAGGUGGGAGCUAAACACAGGUGAAAGGAAUAGACUGAUAAACUGAAACAAGAACAGGAAGGACCAUACAAGGACAAGACAAGCCAAGGACAAACAGAAAACACGAAGCGGAACGGUCCCAUCAGGCUGGGACAAGAUAAACAUUUUCAGAUUAUAAGAACAAUAUUAAUCAGAUUUAUAAAUCUCUGUAUUUCAGCAGUUGUCACAAAGUGCAUAUUCAAAUACCCUAGAAGAAAUAACAAGAAAAUGAUGCGUAAUGGAUUAGAAAAAAAACUCCCUGUUAGGGGUCUCAACCUAGGAAGAAACCUAGAGAGGACCUGGAUUCUGAGGGGUGGCAAAUGCUCUUCUGGCUAUGCUGAGUGAAGUUUAUACGAGCAGGUCAAUAAAUACAAGUGGGGUGUGUCCAGAUCAGCCACAUUGUAAUCUUGACACCCCUAGGAAUUCUUAUUAACCAAAUCUAAUAGAAGUAUCUUCACAUGAGAAACAAAGUGAUUUACCUUCAAAAAGUAGGCAAUGAAACACUAGCUACACCGUAAUAUUCCGUAUUAUACCAAAUUAUACUGCGACGCAACCGCUAAAUGACAAGUUUCAAGGUUUAUUUCUCAAAUGCACCGAACAACACAGCGUCAUCCUGCACAAUGACAUUCUUGUGACAUGG
Esox lucius (northern pike) is the source of this 2540-nucleotide messenger RNA. Its product is annotated as zinc finger protein 135-like. The coding region runs from base 283 to 1056 and encodes 257 amino acids. Gene Ontology annotation, biological process: regulation of transcription by RNA polymerase II. Gene Ontology annotation, molecular function: RNA polymerase II cis-regulatory region sequence-specific DNA binding; DNA-binding transcription factor activity, RNA polymerase II-specific. The transcript is spliced from 2 exons. NCBI's taxonomy places the organism in Eukaryota, Metazoa, Chordata, Actinopteri, Esociformes, Esocidae. The record is from RefSeq and is a predicted model, not a curated record.